GUGGUGAAAACAGGGCGAGCUCUUGCCUGUGGCUUCCACGCGUUCUUCGGUACUUUACGAAAGAGUAGAAUGUGUGUGAGGUGUGGCCUGGGAGGAGAUGGAUGGAGGUGGAACAGGGGAGGAUGUGCGUGCGCCGCUGCUGCAUGGAGUCGCGGCGCCAUCUUCGACUCCAGUGAGGCGAAAAAACUCGGUGCGUUUCUUGAAAAGAGAUUUUCUCUCGAGGCUUCCUGCUAAGAUUCAAUCGGCCGUCGAUGCUGAGGACCCUUCUCGAAUCGACAUAUCAAAAACCAAAAGUUUAAGUGCAGGUGAAAAGGAGUACUAUGAAAAGCAAUUGGCUACUCUCAAAUCAUUUGAAGAGGUUGACACCUUGCAUGUGUCGGCUAACAGUGACAGUGAUCAUGAGGAUCCAGAAAAUUCAAAUCAAAGUCGGAGUGAAUUGGCUAUAAAAAUUUCCAACUAUGCAAACUUUGUUCUCUUGUUAUUAAAGAUUUACGCUACUAUAAGAAGUGGAUCCAUCGCCAUCGCUGCAUCAACACUUGACUCUUUGUUAGAUCUCAUCGCAGGAGGAAUUCUAUGGUUUACACAUUUGUCAAUGAAGAAAGUGAACAUUUAUCAAUACCCCAUUGGAAAAUUGCGGAUGCAACCAGUGGGUAUAGUUGUAUUUGCUGCUGUCAUGGCUACUUUAGGGUUUCAAGUUUUAAUUCAGGCACUUGAGAAACUGAUAGCGAAUAAUCCUCCAGACAAGUUUACUUCCGAGCAGCUUUUGUGGUUGUAUGGAGUAAUGUUGUUUGCCACUCUUGUAAAAAUUGCUCUCUGGCUUUAUUGCAGAACAUCAGGAAACAAAAUUGUUAGGGCCUAUGCCAAGGACCAUUACUUUGAUGUUAUAACCAAUGUUGUUGGCCUAGUUGCUGCUGUUCUUGGUGAUAAGUUCUUCUGGUGGGUUGAUCCUAUUGGCGCCAUCAUUCUUGCAAUUUACACAAUUUAUAAUUGGUGUGGAACAGUAAUGGAAAAUGCAGCUUCCCUAGUGGGUCAAACAGCUCCACCUGAAAUGCUGCAGAAGUUGACAUAUCUUGUGAUUAGACAUGAUCCUCAAAUUAAGAGAGUUGACACAGUUCGAGCUUACACAUUUGGAGUUCUCUACUUUGUGGAGAUUGAUAUUGAACUGGCUGAAGAACUGCCAUUGAAAGAAGCACACGCCAUAGGAGAAAGCCUGCAGAUGAAGAUUGAGGAGCUGCCAGAAGUAGAGCGAGCAUUUGUGCAUCUCGACUUCGAAUGUGAUCACAAACCGGAGCAUUCGGUCGUCAGCCAGCUGCCUGAUGAUGAGGCUUAACUUAAUGAGCUUAAUUUGUAUGGAGUGAGAUGUGGGCAUCUUAACUUAAGGUGCUGAAUUCGAUCGUUGUGUUAUGCAUUUUGUUGGCGCAUUUUUUUUUUUUUUUUUGGUAGUUUGCAGCAUUGAUUGUUUUUGGGCACUUCUUAGUUCAUAUAGAGAAUAUGUUGAGGAAAGCCCCCCAUCAGUUGAACAAAGGUUCUCUAAGUCUAUGCAAA
Molecule: messenger RNA, 1545 nt
Organism: Phalaenopsis equestris
Lineage: Eukaryota; Viridiplantae; Streptophyta; Magnoliopsida; Asparagales; Orchidaceae
Product: metal tolerance protein 4-like
Exons: 7
Coding region: 98-1330 (410 amino acids)
Biological process (GO): monoatomic cation transport; transmembrane transport
Cellular component (GO): membrane
Molecular function (GO): manganese ion transmembrane transporter activity
Source: RefSeq, a predicted model, not a curated record